Molecule: messenger RNA, 1047 nt
Organism: Lolium rigidum
Lineage: Eukaryota; Viridiplantae; Streptophyta; Magnoliopsida; Poales; Poaceae
Exons: 9
Coding region: 63-674 (203 amino acids)
Source: RefSeq, a predicted model, not a curated record
GCUGACGAAACAACACCAAACGAUACACAAAAGAGAAGAGGAUAACAUCGCCGCCGGCGCCGAUGGUUCCUCCGCCCGCCCCCGUGAUCCACCUUCCAAGACUCUCCAUCCCCGCCACCCCAUCCCGCCGCGUCUCGCUCCGCACCCCCGUAUCCGUCGCGGCGUCUUCGCCGAGGAGAAAAUGCCGCCUGCCCCAGCUCCGAUCGUCGCUGCCCCCCGAAGGAGUCCCGGCGGAACUGGUGGGGGAGGACUCUAAGUUCGUGCCGCUGAACGCCGAGGACCCCAUGUACGGACCGCCGGCAAUAUUGCUCAUUGGAUUUGAGAAAGGCGAGAUAGGGAAGAUUCAGGAGUUCCUGAAAGAGCUCGACGGUGAUUUUCUCAAGGUAAUUCAGUGCACAGAAGAAAUGACGAAACAAACUUUGUGGGAUGCCAUGCACACUGAGCAGCCUAAUGUAGAAGCUGUCAAGAUAUCACAAUCACCACAAAGAAUAUGCAUCUUUUCGGGUCUGACUGGUGAGGAGAUGAUGAUGUUCAUCGACGCCUUCCCAGAGUCAGGGUUGGAACAGGCCGCUUUCGCAGCACUUGUUCCCAACAGCGCGGAGAAAAUUCUUAGCGAGGUGAUCGAGGAAAUAACGGGCGACCACGAAAUGCUGAAGGGAACGAACUCGGCAUGAAGAUCUGAAGUAGGAGUAGCGAUUUGUCUGCAGAGGCAAAUUCAGGCAGCAUUGAACUGAUCCUCAAGUAAUUAUCUCCUGAAAUCGCCAGCUCCAAGUGAUCCAUCGGUUUUAAUUCUUGGACCAGGAGCUUCCAGCCUACUUAUCCACACACAACAUUAUUCCUUCUGAAUCGUCGUCGUUUCAAGUGUGACGCUACGGAUAAUCAUAAUAUCGAUUUUUUAAGUGCACAGUUGAGCAUCCUGGCAUGUGAGAUGUCUCUUUGAGGAGCCCUAUAUGGUAUUUUCUUCUUUCCAUAUUGCCAUAUUGGUUGUCAUAGAUUUAGAUGCAUCAGACACAUUGAGUAAUUAUAUUACUCCAAGUUAUGCCGCAA